This is a messenger RNA of Scheffersomyces stipitis CBS 6054, 717 nucleotides long. RefSeq lists its product as uncharacterized. The annotation marks the transcript as partial. The record is from RefSeq and is a predicted model, not a curated record. Lineage: Eukaryota; Fungi; Ascomycota; Pichiomycetes; Serinales; Debaryomycetaceae. The transcript has a single exon. Gene Ontology annotation, molecular function: metal ion binding.
CAGUGUAUGAAAGGUUCAAAAUGUAAGUAUAUCCACAACCGGUCCAGAAUAAGGGUGUGCCAGCAGAACUUGGUGGGAAAAUGUACGAACCACAACUGCUUGUUCUGUCAUGAUAUCAACGAGUUCAACACACCUGUCUGUCGGUACUAUAUAGAAGGUAAGUGCACCAACCUGGCGUGCAAGUUCAUGCACCAUAAGCCCCCACACUAUGGAGAGCUUGGCUACGAAGUGUGGGUGUGCCGCCCAUUUGCGGUUGGUGGCUGGUGUAGUCGUGGCCAACAAUGUCCGUUUAUUCAUCUAUUCAAUUGUCCAGAUUUUGAAGAAGAUGGCAAUUGUCCAAGAGGAAAAUCGUGCUAUUUGGCGCAUCCAACAACAAUAAGGACCCAAGAGUUAAUCGAGACUCCAAUGACCACCUACGUACGCGAAGAUGGAGAUGAUAUAGUCGUAGAUGAAAAGGAGAAAAAAAUCUUGAUCAAUAGCUACACUGUUGAUCCAGAUGUUCUUCUCCAUUCACGCGAGGGAAAGAAGUAUGAUUUCUACAUCGAUCAGAAAGCGGCCGAUGAAAAGAACGGUGACAUGGCAUCUGUCUCCGAAAACCAAGAGUUUAUGAUUGUAUUUUCGGACUUGGAUGAAAGUUCCGACUUCUCGUCAGACGAAGAAGAUAGCAGCAGGAAUACGGAAUCGUUGUCAAGGAACAACGACUAUGUUCUGUUGUGA